AUGUCGUUCGACCGAAGCAACGAGGUCUCCCGCGACGGAUUCUCCUCCGCAUACGGUAGAUUCUACACCACUCGCGGGAGCAUCAUGCGCGUAGACGGCCCCUCUCUCCGACGCAUGUUCCUGCCGAAGCUGACACCCGAAGGCCAAAGGCAACUGCGGGACCGCCGCGAUUUCGUCCGCGGCCAACUCCAGCACUACGGCGUUCCAUUCGACGAACAAAACUUCUCCGGCAAGGGGACGGCCCUGCUGAAAAAGGCACUGCAGGAGGGGAAAUGCGACGCGGUUCCUGAACACAUUCUUACAUUGCAAGGACAGCUACUAAGGGAAUGGCUCGAGACUCGCCGUCCAGACGAUACACCCGCUCCACCUGAGUGGGUGAUGGAGGCGUACUUCCUGGGCGGAGACGGGCAGCCAGAUCACACGAGGACAACCACUGUCGUUGAAGUGCCGUUUGAGCUAUCCAGCGAGUACCGCUCUGGGCAGAUGAGAGAGGCGGCCGACGAGAUUGCGGGCCUGCAUUGUGAGACAGGUCGGGGCCCGAAGACCCAGACUGUCUUCAUGGGGUGGAACCGUGCUGCCGUGAUAGCAGCAGCCAAAGGCCACGCCGCCAAGGAGAAGAAGAAGCUGCAGGCAGAGGCAAAGAAGCUCAAAGCACAGGAGAAGGAGAAGGAGAAAUCACGAGCGACAAAGCGCGCGAAAACGGAUACCGACGACGCCCAGACACAGAAAAAGGAUAAGAAGAGUCGGACGACGGCUCAGAAAGCCAAAACGUCGCCCGUUGGGACGUACACGGUCAAAUGUGAAUCCAUCGAAAGCGAAUGGCCGGAUGCUGCGGAGGAUUUGUCGCUCGACAUCCAUGAGGCCGAUGAGCCGGGUAUCUUUGAGGUCUGUUUCGAUUUCGGAAUUCUCGAGGGCGUCAUGAUUAUGAGCCGAGAGAAAGCCGUACUGGAGCAAUACUGCUCCCAAGCUGACCAGGACUACGAAGACAGUGAGGACGAGUACACUAUGGACGAGGACAGUGUGGACGAGAGACCCAUCGCAGGAACCAAGAGGAAAGCAUCCAGUUCCCAACAGGCUCGCGGGUCAAAAAAGAGCAAGACAGGAGGAUCCCAGGACAACACGUUCCACUUGAAGUUAAGAUGUCGCGAGACCGGAGAGGGCCAGAUUUACCAUCAGGCGGAGGACGGCACUAUCAAGUUCAAAGGUGCGAGUUUCGCCAGCUUUGCUGGAGAAGCUAGUCUUCCUUGCGUGGGGAGAGGAGUGCGUUUUACCGCUCGAAAGGUUUCCGAUGGGCCAUGUUCACAGCAAAAUAAAUGGUCUGACUAUUCGGAGGAAGAGUAUGAGCGGGCACGGGUAUCUAGGUGGCACUGA
Aspergillus mulundensis is the source of this 1371-nucleotide messenger RNA. RefSeq lists its product as uncharacterized. The record is from RefSeq and is a predicted model, not a curated record. NCBI's taxonomy places the organism in Eukaryota, Fungi, Ascomycota, Eurotiomycetes, Eurotiales, Aspergillaceae. The transcript has a single exon. Bases 1 to 1371 code for a protein of 456 amino acids.